Molecule: messenger RNA, 2073 nt
Organism: Epinephelus lanceolatus (giant grouper)
Lineage: Eukaryota; Metazoa; Chordata; Actinopteri; Perciformes; Serranidae
Source: RefSeq, a predicted model, not a curated record
UUUCUGGACUUUGGACAUUUUUGACUUCAGUAUUUUGAUAUUCAAAUGCUGACGUCAGGUGAAGGCGGCUCAAAGAGAGCAUCUACCUGGGGGACAUUUUAGUCUUCAUCAGCACACAAGGAGAGACACCAGAGUGAAGCGGCUGAGAGGAGGACAGAAGAUCACACUGAAAUAUCAGUUUCAUCUAACAGAGCAAAGAUGCAGUGGAGUCUGUUUCUGCUCCUUCUGAUGGGUCAGUGUUCCUUCUUCAUGUGUCACCUCCAUGAGUACCACUUUGUUGAAGAGGAGAAGAACUGGACUGAAGCCCAGCAGUACUGCAGAGAGCAUCACACUGACCUGGCCACAGUGUCUAACAUGACAGACAUGGAGAGACUCCGUGACUCUGCACAGAAUCAAGAUGGAGCCUGGAUUGGGCUUUACAGCGACCCUGAAAGAAAUGAGAGAGGGAUGUGGCACUGGCAGUGGUCUCUGCCAGGGCUGGAGUCCAGGUAUAGGGAGAGUAGAUGGCAUAAAGGACAGCCGAAUAAUUACCGUUCUACAAAUGAGAAAUGUGUGCUGAUGGACAAUCACAAAUGGAAGGAUGUCCGUUGUUGUAGUUAUCAUAAAUGUAUCUGCUAUGAUGAAAGGAAGCAAUCCAACAAGACAUUCCAUCUGAUUGAAGACAAAAUGAGCUGGCCACAGGCUCAGAGCUACUGCAGAGAACAUCACACUGACCUGGUCAGUGGAGACCAACAGUUAGAGGACAACGAAUUCAAGAGAGAGUAUAAGUCAAACAAGUACGUGUGGAUCGGCCUGUUCAGAGACUCCUGGAGGUGGUCAGAUGGGAGCAGUUUCUCUUUCAGAUACAGGGGUCCACAGUUUAACGAUGACUCAGGCAGUGAGAGAUGUGCUGUGACCAUGCUGAAUGAUGGAGGCAGAUGGAGGGAUGAACACUGUGAUGAGAAAAAACCCUUCUUCUGCUACGGCGAGCGAGACCUCAGAGGACGCCUUAUAUCACUGCAGAGGGAACUAAGCAACCCUGACGAGCAGCGAUGGGUCCAAGAGAAAGCCAAGAAGGCCAACAGUCCCUACGUCUGGCUGGGACUGCGCUACACCUGCACUCUGGGUUUCUGGUUCUGGGUCAAUGAAGAGAUGGUCACCUAUAAGAACUGGGUCACAGGUGUACCAGCGGAUGACUGUGACAUGUCUGGAGCCAUGGACAGAGGAGGAGAACAUAAGUGGUUCAAAAAGAAUGACAAUGAGAAGUUUAAUUUCAUCUGUUCUACGUGCUAAACCCUCUAUACUCACUGUUAGCAGGCCUUUGAUUCAUUUACUCACUUUGUUUGCAGUGCUGUGUUACUUUUGGAAACAUUUACACUAUAACAUGUGUUUGUUGAACGGCAUUCUGGGACAUGUAGUAAUCCCAACCUGAGGGGGAGAGAUGUGAAAUCACCAGCAGACUUUUUAACAGCAGAUUUAAAUAGAGAGAAAGUAGCUACAUUGAAGUCAGUUUCAAAGCAGCAUCAGAUUACUGAGGAUGUGACCCUGUGAUGGGUUUUUCUGUCUCUUUAUUCUGAUUUAACAACACCUGAGUUAUCAAUAUUUGUCAUUUUCUGAGCUUGUUGUUGUUAUAUUUUAUUUCUCUAUCUUUAAUUCAUCUUUUGAGGUUGUAUUUAGUUUUCUGUAUAAUUCACAGUGUGUAUGGUCGACAUUUUUAUGGUAGGAACUGGAAUGAAUACACCAGUCUACAGUGUACUGGUUUGAUUUUUCUCCCAUGUAUUCAAAUAUGGAACAUUUUACUAUCUUUAUUUAGGUUUUGAGCAGUGAUGGCCAAAUGAGGCCUCAUGAACCACUGUCUUUAUUUUCUGAAGCCACCAGAUGGCGCUGUCUGUUUAACAAAGGUUUGAAAGCACAAUUUAUUGCAAGUGCUUUAUCUUUAAACCAAGAGUGCCAUAUGGUGGGGUCAGAAACUAAAGAAAGUGGUCCAUGAGGCUUCAUUUGGCCGUCACUAGUUUUGAUCUAGUUGGUUUUAUUAUGUAAAAUCUUUGUUUUUAAUAAUCACAUUUUUGGAGUUUUGUGUAAACAGAUAAUUGA